GGGCUAUACUGACGUAAUUGAAGACAUAUUUUCAAGCUCUAUUUAUUCUCCUAGAUUAAGUUUGAUUGUUAGUGAAGUUAUGGGCACAUCAUUUAAACAAAUUUCUGGUGGGGAGGCAACAACUUUGGGAAAUAUUAAUAUUCAUAUUAAGAAAAUUAUUGAACUUGCCCAAGAAUAUGCAGAGAAUUGUAGUGAUUUAGAUUUGGAUCGUAACAAGACUUCAUCCACUACCACAGAACUUCCGAGAGAUCGACCAGAUAUGGCAAUCUAUUAUAAGAACGUGCUUUUUAUGAUGGGCGAGGAGAAAGACCUUGAUACUAGAUUGAAAGAUGCAGAAAGACAAUUAGAUGGAUAUUUUGACUUUUGGAAUCCACUUGCCUUUGGUAGAUUGCCAUUUGUUAUGGCUUUUGUAGCAGCCGGUAUAAAAUUGCAAUUUUACUAUUAUUAUCCGAACAACAACAAUGUACCAGUACGUGUGAGAAUUGGUAACACUAUAAAUCUUGGAACUACAAAUCGAAUGAAUAACUUUAAGGCACUUCAAUAUACAAUCAAUGCUAUUCGGAUUAUUCGGACUUGGGAUCACAAGCAGUAUAUACAAC
Rhizophagus irregularis DAOM 181602=DAOM 197198 is the source of this 599-nucleotide messenger RNA. The record is from RefSeq and is a predicted model, not a curated record. Lineage: Eukaryota; Fungi; Glomeromycota; Glomeromycetes; Glomerales; Glomeraceae.